GCCGCUCUAACAGACGGGGACCUUCCUCUCCUUGCUUCAGGACUUCAAGGCGUGACCGCACUCUAGCAACUGACUCGUUCGUUUGCUGGGUCGAGGUCUGUCGAAGCCAAAGUCGAAGUCAGUAUCGAAGACAACUUGGAAGUCAUCGUCCAAGUCAACGUCUAGGUACAAGACAAAGGAAGAGGAUCCCCUGUCCCACGUAGGCCUUUUGCUGAGAGGAAGAUAGUCUCUGGUUUCUUCCUUGAGUGGAAAAGGUUUCCGGAAUUCAACGAUUAGUAAAUCUUAACCAGCAAUGGAGGACGCCCAACUGUACGUCUCGGCCAACGCCCUUCAACGACGAGAUGCCCUUGUGGUGUUGACGGAAUUCCUGCCGCAGAUGGCGUGGCAGGAGGAAGGCGAGAACAUCCUGGACAUUGGUUGUGGUUCGGGUGACGUCACAAGGAACCUGCUGAUGCCCCUGCUGCCCCGCGUCGAGCAGGUAACCGGCGUGGACAUCUCGCAGGAAAUGGUAAACUUCGCAUCCAAGACCUUCCAGCAUAACACCCUCGCCUUCCGUCAGCUCGACAUCGAAAAGACCGUCCAACCGCGCCAGACCUUCCCCGACGGCUUCUCCAAGGUAUUCUCCUUUUACUGCCUGCACUGGGUCAAGGACCAGCCCCGAUGCCUCAACAACAUCUACCAGCUUCUGCAGCCCGGAGGCGAGGCCCUGCUGGUGUUCUUGGCCCACAACCCGCUCUUCUCCAUGUACCAGAACAUGAGCGAGAAGAUCGAGUGGAAUAAAUACAUGCAGGUAUUCAACACCAUAACGCUUCACACCAUCUUCACCACACUUACCACAACCACCACCGCCACUAACCCCUUCUCUUCUUCACCCAUUCCCUCAGACGCCAUCAAGGCUGUGAACCCUUUCCUGAAGCGGAUCCCGACGGAGAGCCAGGACGCCUUCCUCAUGGACUGCCUCAACGAACUCGCCAAGCUCAAGACGCAGCAGGAAGACGGCAAGACGGUGGCCAGAUACAACCUUAUGAUCGCUCACCUUCUUCGUCCGGAGUGAGAGGCCGGACUGAGGAGAGACGGGAGGGGAAUGUGUGUGUUUGUGAGAGAGUGAGAGGGGAAAGAGAGUGAGAGGGGAAAGAGAGUGAGAGGGGAAAGAGAGUAUUAAAG
Penaeus indicus is the source of this 1164-nucleotide messenger RNA. It is a transcript of the gene jhamt, whose product is annotated as juvenile hormone acid O-methyltransferase-like. The coding region runs from base 293 to 1054 and encodes 253 amino acids. The record is from RefSeq and is a predicted model, not a curated record. Lineage: Eukaryota; Metazoa; Arthropoda; Malacostraca; Decapoda; Penaeidae. The transcript has 6 exons.